AUGGUCGACAACGAGCUGGUUGCAGAGCUAGGCGUACAAGGAGUACGUCGUCAGCUGAACGUUCAGUGGUUCGGAGGCAGGGCCACAAGAGAGCCUACUAACGUGGUACGUCUGGAGAUCAGUGGAGCAGGCAAGUCCUCCCGACAUGUGCUGAGGAACGUCUAUGCCAUUUCGAACUUGAGUCUGCCGAUGCAGAGCCUGCACAGAAGGGAUGUUAGGAGCCUGCUUAUUGGUUUGGACCAUGGGCAUCUAGGACUGCCGUUGAAAACGAGACGGUUUGCCAGCGAGGGACCGUACGCGGCCGGAACCGAAUUAGGAUGGGUUGUUUUUGGGCCUGUAGAAGGACGACGAGACACGCUAUCACCGAGGUCUUGUCUGCUAGCCACGUCGUUGGAUGAUAACGUGGAACGGAUCGUCGAGGACUACUUCGAGAUCGAGAACUUCGGUGUGAAGGCGGCGCCAGCGGCCGCAGCCAGCGACGACGUGAGGGCUCAGAAGAUCUUGGAGGAUACUACGGUGCGAGUUGGCCGCCGAUACCAGACGGGAUUAUUGUGGAAGACGGAUAACGUUGUGCUGCCACGUAGUUAUGAUAUGGCGUACAAUAGAUUGGUCAACAUCGAGAAGAAAAUAAAGCGAGAUGGGCAGUUCGCCCAAGAGUAUUCACGGAUUGUCAAUGAUUAUGUCGACAAGGGAUACGCUCGGCGUCUGGAACGGCAGGAGUUCGAUUCGGAAAGCGAUAGAAUAUGGUACUUGCCGCAUUUUGGAGUGGAGAAUCCCAACAAGCCAGGGAAGAUCCGAUUAGUAUUCGACGCAGCGGCACGAGUUGGAGGAGUAUCGCUGAAUUCUGCGCUGAGCAAGGGGCCGCAACACUAUAAGGCCUUGGCAUCUAUCCUCUUCCAUUUUAGGGAAGGUGCCGUCGGAGUCUGCAGCGACAUUAAGGAGAUGUUUCACCAGGUGCUGAUCCGACCCGAGGAUAGAUAUGUGCGUGAUGACCUUUGGAGCAGCAUGCUCACCGAGGCGCAUCAUGUGAAGACAGUGAAUGCCAAUCGAUUCCUGGAUUCGGAUCCCAGAGCAGUCAAAGCCAUCGUCGACUACCACUACGUGGAUGACUAUGUGGACAGCUUUGCCACAGAGAGCGAAGCUAUCGAAGUAUCUAGCAGAGUGAAGAAGAUACAUGCAGAAGGCGGUUUUGAGCUUUGCAAGUUUUCGUCCAGCUCGCCUACAGUGGAGAGGAUGCUUGGACCCAGUGAUCACGCCCAGAGUAUUGGAUGGGCGAAGUUGUUGUUGCGAGAGGUCUGGAGAAGGAAGAUCUCAUGGGAUGAACCACUACCGGCUGAGAUGUACAACGCCUUUAUGGAAUGGCGUAAAGAGAUGGAGAAAGUGGAACGAUUUCGGAGCCCACGUCACUACUUUGGAUCCGGACUGGUGAAGACUAUCGAGAUGCACGUAUUUGUGGAUGCGAGUCAGUAG
Molecule: messenger RNA, 1470 nt
Organism: Drosophila ananassae
Lineage: Eukaryota; Metazoa; Arthropoda; Insecta; Diptera; Drosophilidae
Exons: 4
Coding region: 1-1470 (489 amino acids)
Source: RefSeq, a predicted model, not a curated record